Messenger RNA from Camarhynchus parvulus, 3277 nucleotides. RefSeq names its product pre-mRNA 3'-end-processing factor FIP1-like. The coding region runs from base 389 to 2083 and encodes 564 amino acids. Gene Ontology annotation, cellular component: mRNA cleavage and polyadenylation specificity factor complex. The record is from RefSeq and is a predicted model, not a curated record. Lineage: Eukaryota; Metazoa; Chordata; Aves; Passeriformes; Thraupidae. Gene Ontology annotation, molecular function: RNA binding. The transcript has 16 exons.
GCAGGCUUGGCGGGGGGCGGGGCGAGCGGCGCCGGGGCCCGGCGGGGCUCUGAGGGCGGCGGUAGGGCCCGGCGGGGCCGUCAGCGCGGCUCCGUGCGGCCGGCGGCACUAGGGCCCUGCGGGGCGCUCGGGCGGCUCUAGGGCCCGGCGGAGCACCGCGGGCGGCUCUAGGGCCCGGCAGCGCGGGGCGGGCGGCUCAGGGGCCCUGCGCGCCCACGCCGGGGGUCUCGCCUCCCCUCCCGCCAUAGAAGGAGCAAUGGCGGCGCCGUAGCGCGGCCGCCGAACCCCCGCCCGAGCGCCGCGCCCGGGCCCGGCGGGAGCCGAGCGGGGCCGCCGCUCCUCCUCCCUCCUCCCUCCCGCCGCCGCUCCCCGCAGCCCCGCGGCCGCCAUGGCCACCGAGCUGGAGCCGCCGGCCACCGGCGCCGUGUCGGGCGCGGCGCCGCUGGAGGCGGAGGAGGACGAGGAGCACUGGCUGUACGGGGAUGACACCACUGGUAAGCAAGAAGAUGGACCAAUUUCUGGGCACACAGAGUCUGCUCACCCUCUGCAGGACGCUCCCCAGGAGAGCCGGCCCGUCAACAACGAGGACAGAGAGAUGGCCCAGCACGCCCUUCCCAGUGGUGAGGAUGAUGAGGAUGACAGUGACAGUGACAGCGAUGACGAUGAUGUGAAGGUCACAAUUGGCAACAUCAAAACAGGAGCACCGUCCUACAUGGGAACUCCUAUGAAUCUAAACUUAAAAACGGGUAGAGGCUAUGGAGCAUCAGCUUCAGCCAAGUUGCAGCCCAAAGGUAUUGACUUGGAUGCCGCAGGGAAUAUAAAUGGAUUGCCUGUGAUAGAAGUGGAUUUGGAUUCAUUUGAAGACAAACCGUGGAGGAAACCAGGUGCUGACCUUUCUGAUUACUUUAAUUAUGGAUUCAAUGAAGAAACAUGGAAAGCUUAUUGUGAAAAGCAGCGGCGGCUUCAGCUGGGGCUGGACCCUGCUCCUCCCAUCAGCACAGAGAACAAGAUCACGGUUCAGCAGGGAAGAACAGGAAAUGCUGAAAAAGAAGUGGAAAGCAACAUCAUCAAAACAGAGUUCAAAACAGACUUCUUGGCUCUGGUGGGAGGACGAAUGAAGGCUGGGCCUCCUCCCAACAGGAAGCUGGGUGGGACCAUUGAUGUGAUCGGGGGCCAGGCAGGCACAAUCCGCAGGGUGGAAGGGAGACGCCGGGACAAGCACGCCUCGGAGGAAAACCCCAUCCAGGUGCUGGGAGACCAUGGCAGUAAGCCCCAGCCCCCCCAGCAGCCCCAGCAGCCCUCCCAGCCCCAGCAGCCACCUCAGCAGCAGCCGUUUGCUCCACCAGCAGGGCCUCCGCCUCCCCCGCUGGCCGGGCCUCCUCCUCCACACUUCCUGCACCCUCCUCCUCCAGUGACUUCUGUUCCACCUCCCCUGCAUCCUCCAGGCCUGCCACCUCCAGGUCCAAUUCCAGGGCUGUUCCCACCACCUCUGGCACCACCACCAGCUCUCCUCAUCCCAACCUUGGAUGGGCAGCCAGCCAGCUACAACAACAGGCAGCCACCUCCCUUUGGCUACAACUCUGCAGAUUCAGGUUUCAUCAGCUACCCCCCCAUCUCCACGUCCCACACGCCCUGGGUGACCACGGUGGACAAGGGCACGGGCAGCUCCAGCAGCAGCCACUGGGAGUACUCGGGCUCCAGGCGGGACCGGGAGCGGGAGCGAGACCGGGAGCGGGACAGGGAGCGAGACCGGGACCGGGACCGCACCCCCACCACCAGUGAAUACAACAAUGACGACGAGCGGUACCGCUACUACAGCCGCGAGCGCAGCUACGACUUCGAGCGCGAUUACCGGCGCAGCCGCGACCGCAGCCGCGAGCGGGAGGAGCGGCACCGCGAGCGCCGCCACCGCGACAAGGACGACGGCAGCAAACACAAAUCCUCCCGCAGGAAGCAGCACGAGAGCGAGGAGGGCGAGAGCCACCGGCGCCACAAGCACAAAAAGAACAAGCGGAGCAAGGAGGAGAAGGAGGCCAGCGAGGACGGGGCUCAGGAGGGUGAGGAGCAGGACACCAAGGAGUGAGCCAGGCCCCCAGCAGCCCUCGGCAGGAACUCUCUCCUGUGGAACCAGCAUGGAAUUGGUGAUGUUUUGUUUGGGGGGUGAUUUUUUUUAUUAUUAUUUUUUACUUUUUUCCAAGGGAAGAGGCUGACUGGGCGAGCCGUGGCACAGCCGGCAGUGCUUCAGGAGCUGAGGCUGCACGUGCCCUUAAACUUCCUUUUUUUGUUUGUUUUUGAUACAAUACAGCAGUACUAGUUACAAAGCACUGAGCUACUCUACUCAUCCACAUCCCUAGGGAGAACUUUGGUGUAUCAGAUCCUAUGGUUUCUGAUGGAAGAUGGCUUCAGCUGAAACUAACGCAAUUAGGUCAUAGUUCUUGGUUCUUUUUGGCAUCAUCAUUCCUUUUUGAGAACUAGGACAGUAAGUGCAACUUGAAUUUAUUGUCCAAAGAACAGCGUGACUUAGAUCCCGGGAGCCAGCUUAGAGUCUGGUGUCCAGUAGUGAAAAGUCUCAUCCCUGAAUAAAUUUCUUUAUAGCUACAAAAUCAGCUUCUGAUUUCUCUGUGGCCAGCUGGGCGUGUCAGGAGGAGCUGCAGGAUCUGCUCCAGGUGGGCACAGAGGCCUGCCUGGAUGUGGCAGCUUCCAGAAGCUGCUGAGGGCGUUCACACAGCGUGUGCAGAGACUCCAAAACUGGUUUUUUAUCCAUUGCAAAGGUAGUUUGUCAUGUUACACCCCUACGUGGGGAAUCAAUGAAGAUCCACAGCAAGAGCAUGAAUUUCUCUUCAAUUCCUUUUGACUUAACUAUUUUAUUUCAUUUUUUUACUAAGAGUUGACUGAAUAACCUAGAGUACAGUAGAGGACACUAAGUCCCAGUUAGCAGUUUGCCCUCGUGGGACUGGUGUUUCUAUUUGGGUAUCACCAACACUCCUGUCCAAUGCAUUCCUUUCCCUUAGAUCCCAAAAUAAAUUUAGUAAAAUUCCAAAGUUUCUUUGGAUUUAGUAUUGGUUGGGGAAGGGGCAACAGAAAUGUUUCUGGGUGGGAAGAACAGGGGAAGUAAUUUUCAGGGGUUUUUGUCUGUCUGGUCAUUAGGUUCCUGCCCUUCUGUUCAUGUGAGUCCACAAAUGUCUCAUUUUCCUUUGACUUGUUAUUUAAAACUGUCUGAAAUAUUUGUCCUAAAAUAAUAUGGUUCUGAAAUGUUCUGUAUUUUUUGGUAUUGUAA